AUGAAGGCUGUCAAGCAGACGACUCCAGGAGAAACGCCAAAGUCUGUCAUAUCAACGCAUGAAAUGGAUCCUACCAAAGAUCAGGGCAAGAACACGCCAUUAGCAGAUCUCUUCGGCCCGAAGUACCCUGUCGACAACGACGACAUUGGCUUCAUCAUUCGAACCGGAUUUGAGGUGCAGGUCAGGUUGAUGGUUGCUCUGGAGACAUGGCUUGAUUCGCAAAGUGUGAAUCAGGAUCAUGUGGUCAUGUUCAGUGAUAGGGAGACGAAAUUGAAGGGUAGACACAUCCAGGACGCAAUCAAGCUCGUGCCGAAGUGGGUCAGUCAUAUCAAGACGAAUCCGCGGUUUGAGUACUAUCGCAAAGUUUCAAAGAUGCCCAAAGGUGCCGCAAUCGACCCAAAUACUUUCGUCCGUGGCGAAGCUUGGCAGUUUGAUGCAAUCAAGCAAGUUGCAACUUUUGCACUUGGUGUACAGCAACUACUCAAACGUGGGAAGUACAAAUGGAUUGCUCUUGUGGAUGAUGAUACCUACGUACAUGUUCCUUCAUUACAGGCUGUUUUAUCCCGCUUCGACUCCAACAAACCUCUUGUAUUGGGCAAUAUUUUUACGGACAAAGAAAUCUCUUAUAUGCAUGGAGGAAGUGGUAUAUACGUGUCUGCAAACGCUAUACAGAGGCUAUUUGUGGACGCACCAGAACUGGUCGAAGAGAUGCUGGACACAGGAGCGCAUACCACAUUGGGCGAUCAGCACAUCUCAAUUUACCUGAAAAAAGCAGGGGCGCUCCUGGAAAGGACAUCAGUACACGCCUUUCAUGAAUAUUGGAUCGAAACUGAGUAUGUUCAAGGUGCAUGGUACUGUCAGUACUCUGCUUCUUGGCACCAGUACGGUCCAGAUGGGGUUCGUUUUUUGCACCAGACGCUUCAAACAAUAGGUGUCAAUCGGCCCAUUCGCUUCUACGAGAUUGUGGAAGCGCACCCGUUUUAUGCUGAUAGUUCGUUGUGGAAACGAGAGGGCCGCAGCUAUACUGCUUGUUAUGCCAAGGGCCAUUAUGAACAGCCGUGUGAGGUCUUCAAACGUGGCGAGAAUGGCACACAAGAGCUCGAUGCUCCAUCUUGCGAGAAAAUGUGUAUAGAGGACAGGGAGGAUAGCUGUGCGGCAUGGUCUUUUGAUGGACUUGCAUGUCAGCUCAGCAAGGGCUUCUCCUUGCACGGAUGGCAGGUCCGUGGUACGGUAUCUGGUGUCAACAAGGCGUUGAUAGGUCUCUGGCGAGCAGAAUGUCAGGGUAAAUCUAAAUAG
Protomyces lactucae-debilis is the source of this 1296-nucleotide messenger RNA. RefSeq lists its product as uncharacterized. Bases 1 to 1296 code for a protein of 431 amino acids. The transcript has 2 exons. The record is from RefSeq and is a predicted model, not a curated record. Gene Ontology annotation, cellular component: membrane. Gene Ontology annotation, molecular function: glycosyltransferase activity. NCBI's taxonomy places the organism in Eukaryota, Fungi, Ascomycota, Taphrinomycetes, Taphrinales, Protomycetaceae.